AUGAGACACUAGUUCUGCAUCAUAUAUCUGGGGACGACGAAACUAAUAUAAAUUUUCGCAAUGCAGGGCUUCAAGCUGGCUGGCGUUUUAGUGCUACUGACAAUCAUCAGUGCUUUAUGCGAGGGAUCGGUAACACGUUCAACCGAGCUCGGCCGUGGUACAAUAAAAGUGCAUGACGGACCUCAUGGGAAAGAUACCAUACUUGAUGGGCGAAACGGAAUAAAAGUGCUCGAUAGGCCUAAAGGAAAACUAACCCUGUUGGGCUCUAAAGUUCGUCGUGACACUCGUGCGGCCAAUGCUGCAGUAAUAGAACAUGUUGCACCCAAAGAAGCAAAGCCUCAUAGCAAUACACUGGACAAAGUGAGACGUGAGUCUGCAACAGAACCAUUGCAUCGUGUUCCUCUCACAAGAGGAAGAUCUGCUCGUGAGGCGAAAGCAGAGAAUGAACCAGUGAAGCCACCAGGAGCUACUCUGAAUCCUGCAACACACGAAGCGGAACCUACCCCGGGACCAUUAGGGAACGUGAUAACUGUUCCUGACAACUGUCCCAAAGGACAGAAAUACGUGAAUGGAGCCUGCCGGGAGAUUUGGUGAACAGAUGGCGUCCUUCAUUAGCAACGAAUGUCAACUUUUAAGAUAAAGAUUAUUUUAUAGUAUUUGUAGACAAUGAAGAUAUUACCUAUUG
Leguminivora glycinivorella is the source of this 685-nucleotide messenger RNA. RefSeq lists its product as uncharacterized. The transcript has 3 exons. The record is from RefSeq and is a predicted model, not a curated record. The coding region runs from base 61 to 594 and encodes 177 amino acids. Lineage: Eukaryota; Metazoa; Arthropoda; Insecta; Lepidoptera; Tortricidae.